AUGACUUCACUUCUUGUAUCUCCCCCCUCAUUCCGCUGGGAGCAUCCGGUUGUGGUUCACAAAAAUGAAUCCCAUGUUGUCCUCGGAGAAUUAGCUCCUUGCAGUUCUUUUAAAAGAGAAACUUGUCUCAAGUCUGUUGUUCUACUCACAGACAACAUGCAAAAUGCAAUUUUUAAAGCAUUUUGGUACCGGAAUAACUAUAUUACGGCUUCAUUUCUGCAGGUUGUGACCUUUAAAGCAGAUGGGACCGUCUUACUAAAUGACCUUGAAGUCACACUGCCUCACAUUACAGCCAGUUUUUCCAUCAUGCAGCCUUCUGAUCCCUACAUCAUUGCUCAAACUAAAUUUGGACUUCAGAUGCAGAUUCAACUAUCUCCCAUGAUGCAACUGUACAUUACAAUGGACAAAUCUGCCAGGAGAAAACUGCAAGGUCUUUGUGGGAACUUCAAUUCCAAGGAAACAGAUGAUUUUAAAACAUCAGGAGGUCUUGUGGAAGCCACUGCAUCAGCUUUUGCCAACACAUGGAAGGCCCGGUCUGCAUGUGAAGAUAUGCCAGAUUUCCUGGAUGAUCCCUGUAGCCUCAGCAUUGAGAAAGGUAACAAUUUGUUUCACGAUAGGUUUAUUUCACAAAGAUUUUUUAUAUUAUUUUAUCAUAGUAGUCAGUAGUAUAAAAUGUACUGCCAUGCCAAAAAAAAUCUAACCAGUAGUCGAUAGCUCAGGCAGAUGAUUUUUGGGCACAGAGAAUAUGAUUUACACUG
Rana temporaria (common frog) is the source of this 758-nucleotide messenger RNA. Its product is annotated as mucin-2-like. The transcript is spliced from 5 exons. Lineage: Eukaryota; Metazoa; Chordata; Amphibia; Anura; Ranidae. The record is from RefSeq and is a predicted model, not a curated record. Bases 1 to 666 code for a protein of 221 amino acids. Gene Ontology annotation, cellular component: extracellular matrix.